This is a messenger RNA of Penicillium verhagenii, 849 nucleotides long. RefSeq names its product putative FHA domain protein SNIP1. Gene Ontology annotation, molecular function: mRNA binding; protein binding. Bases 1 to 849 code for a protein of 282 amino acids. The transcript has 2 exons. NCBI's taxonomy places the organism in Eukaryota, Fungi, Ascomycota, Eurotiomycetes, Eurotiales, Aspergillaceae. Gene Ontology annotation, biological process: maintenance of RNA location; mRNA splicing, via spliceosome. The record is from RefSeq and is a predicted model, not a curated record. Gene Ontology annotation, cellular component: nucleus.
AUGCAAGUCGCGACCGCAGGCGAGACGAUCGAAACCAAGAGCCAAGGAGCUCACGACGACGAGACGAUGAUCGUGAAACAUUCCACAAGCGAAGCCACAGACGAAGAUCUCCUCGCAGCAGCUCAAGGGAUGGAAGGACACGAGAUAUUCAUGAUAGGCGCGACCGUGAACGCAGAGAACGAUCAACGAGCUCCGCAGAUGAGCGCCGCCGAAAACGCAGCCAUCGCAGCCAUCGACACCGUGAAGACCGGGAUCAAAAUGGAGAAAUGUCGUCUAGAAGACAUCGCAGUCCCCGUCCUCGAUCACGCUCCCCACGAAGAUCGCGCAGCCCCCAGCGUGCAUUACAACGAAGCGGACCUCUACCUUCACAAUCCGAUGCAUUUACCGGCGAACGGGCGACUUGCGGCCGAAACCAAUACAGUCCAGGUUGAAGGUGGCGAAGGAAUUGUGCUGAAAUACCAUGAGCCGCCUGAGGCGCGCAAACCACCAGCCAAAGAGCCGUGGCGGAUGUACGUCUUCAAAGGUGACGAUCUGCUGGAGAUGGUUGAACUGAACGAGCGGAGUUGUUGGUUGAUCGGUCGUGAAAGAGCCGUGGUUGAUUUCCCUCUGGAUCAUCCCAGUUGCUCAAAGCAGCAUGCUGCCCUGCAGUUCCGUUAUGUCGAGAAGCGAAAUGAAUAUGGUGACCGUAUCGGAAAGGUUAAGCCAUAUCUCCUUGACCUGGAGAGCUCCAAUGGGUCUACCGUGAAUAAGGAACCCAUCCCCGCAGGCCGAUAUGUUGAAGUGAUGGAUAAGGACGUGAUGGGAUUCGGUACGAGCACCCGCGAGUAUGUGCUCAUGUUACCGAAAUGA